AUGUUCUCUGGAGAAAAGCUAGAGCUAAUAUGACUCCAAGAGAUGUUAUUUAGUGUGUAACUUUGGAUUAAAUGUCAGAGCACAGAGCCUGUUGAAGUUAAUUUGGCUUUGGAGUUAGUUAGCUCCAUAGUUAGCCCUCAGGUUAGCGGUGUUGAUUUUUGUGUUUCUGAGUUCAUACGCGGCAAAUUUAAUAAUCACAGCUUGUCUUUCCACCAAUGUUUUUUAAACAAUUCAGUUAGUUCCUCUUUUAACCAUGACUUACUUUUUUUCUAGUUGAUGGGCAAAUGUGUGGGUGUGUUGGACUUUAUACUUUGUGGAUGUACAUCAAUGCACAAUUUCUUAGCCGCCAGUCCAAAACAUCACAUGACGUAUAGAAUCACGGGAAAGAGGCAACCGUACUUUCCUUAAGUCAGACAGACCCAGCGACGUCUCACCUCCUGCCACACGGACUCAGGGGAAGCCGGAGUACUCGCACAUUGAAUCUGCUGCAAGAAACUUACUCACUCUUUUGCAGUCAGUCAGUCCAGGCCAGGGCCAUGUUCCAGCCCAGAACCAGAACGCGAACCAGGUUCUAAAUCAGGGCCAGACUCACAGCCAGGAGCCUAGUCAGGAACCCAGAGGGAGACAGGCCAAUGUGCAGCAGGAGAUGGCAAAGUCUUUUCCAGGUCUAUUCAGAAGAGACAGGAUAAGUGGUAAAAGGAGAUUUCCUACACCACUUAGACAUGUUUCAGCACCAACAACCAAGACCAUCAACGUCCAGUUUUAUUUGCUCCCAAGACCCAUGACAAGAACACCUGACGGUUCUCAUGAGCUAAAGCUUUUGAUGGCAGGUUUAGGUAAACGCCUAAUAGCUUUACAAGAACACAGCAACCAUGUAGAGAUCACAACAGCACUUUUGGCAGAAUACCCCAAAAUGGGCACUUUGUCUGGUGGAUGGCUGUUUUAUAAGGCAUCGGGAGGCUCUGGCCAGAGAAAACUUGCUGUGAUCCCACCUGAGUCUGAAGGCUACAAUGCAAAGCUUCUUAAAUCAACAUCUAAUAAUGGAAGACACACAAUUUUCAUUGUUCCACUACAAGAUGAAAUUGACACUGUGCCACUUCUUGCUGAUGCUCCUGAGUUCAGCAAAAUGCCCAAAUCUCAAUGCAAGACCUGUGGGGAAAUUUUACCACUGCAGGCUCUUGCAUUGCAUUUAGACUCUUGUAGCAAGUCAAGUGACCACACGGAACAAGAAAGCGAUGAGGGCGCUACUGACCAACAUGAAGAGGAUUUAUCUCUCAUAUCCAGUGGACACAGUAUGUCUUCCCCAGUCAACCCUGAGAAAAUCUGUCCAGUAUGCCAACAAGAGUACCCUGCAGAUUGCAUUGAGAUGCAUGCCAGUAGCUGUGGUGACAGGCAAUACCCUUUGGAGGAGCCUGUAUCUGACAGCAGUGGAGCAGGUAUAGAGGUAAUAGAUGGACCAUCCUGCUCAUAUUCACAAGUUACACCUUUGGAGAAUCCACCCUCGAGUUCUGCAGCACCGUCUGACACUGCGAAAAAAGACGAUUGGAAGACCAUGCCAACCCCUUCCAGGGCUGCUUGGUUUUACAGGGAGGCGAUGCUUCAAAAUCAUGCAUCAGGGAAGCCACUCCGUCUGCAUUUUGACCUUGGAGAUAGCAACUCAGAUCAAGACCUGGCCUUCAUUGCUUUUUAUAAAGCAUGCAAGGUUGAUUGGGCGAGUCCUCUGCAAUGGAGACUUGAAGGUGAUCCUGCUAUCGGAGAGGGAGUAAGCCGCUUCUUGUUUUCCAGAGUCAUGCAGAAGCUGAAAGAUGGGUUUACUUUUAACUUUGGAAAUUCAUGUGUCACAAGGCUGUUUGACGGGGAGGUAGACCACCUUGUACCGUCUUCGUCUGCUUUCCUGGUUGAAAGUGACCUGUUUCUCAUGGCGGGCAGAAUGAUUGGUCAUUGUUUUUUGCAUGGAGGACCUUCAAUGAGCGGCCUUAGCCCUGCUGUCGUUCACAUCCUGUGUGGAGGCACAGUUGAAACUGCCACUAUAGAAAUCAGUGAUUGUCCAGACAUUGAUCUUCGGGAGAUAAUUCAGUUGGUUGAAGGGACCUCUGAACUUACAGCUGAUGAAAAGGAACGUGUUAACACCUUGUGUCUUGCAUGGGACUUUCCCGUGAUGACAAACAAAAACCGAAGAUGGCUCUUUGAGAGGCUUCUACAUCAUGCGGUGAUCGGGCGAGUCACAAGGCAAAUAAAGCAAAUAAGAAAAGGACUUAAGGAAACUAUGGUGUGGCCACUCAUUAGUGGACGUCCAGAUGUAGUGCCAAUCCUUUUUCCAAACGAGUCAAGUGCUGUGUUGACCCCAGAGCGCAUUCUAGAUUGCAUUAGCUGGCCUACCAUGAUUAGGGACGACAAGGAGGAAGAGGAUGAUGAUGAAUGCUCUGUGGAAGACAAGAGCCGCAUCACAGGGUACCUUCGUCAGUUCAUUCAAAAUGCAUCCAGUGAAGAGCUGAAAAUCCUGGUCAAGUUCUGGAUUGGAUGGGAAGCUCCUACCAGUGGCCUUGCAGUGGAAGUGAUUCACAGCAGCCUUCCCAAGUCAUCCACAUGUUUUGAAACCCUCCGACUUCCUGCCCAUUACAAAGAUUAUCAGACAUUUAAGAGGGACUUGAUUGCAUCCAUCAACACAGCAGACACAGGAUUUGGACUGGUGUAACUGGCAGUGUUACUCUUACACCGCCAUCUUACUGAUGUUGGUAUUUUGUAAAAGAGUUCUGUGAUUCUAGGAUGGUGGCAUGCUGUUACCUCUCAUGCUCAAAUGUAUUCAUCAAAUCUUAAAAAUAAGUUCUGUAGAUUGAAUCACACAAAAUAAACUAUUCUGGAUCAGA
Messenger RNA from Notolabrus celidotus (New Zealand spotty), 2867 nucleotides. RefSeq lists its product as uncharacterized. The record is from RefSeq and is a predicted model, not a curated record. Gene Ontology annotation, molecular function: ubiquitin-protein transferase activity. The coding region runs from base 647 to 2695 and encodes 682 amino acids. The transcript has 15 exons. Lineage: Eukaryota; Metazoa; Chordata; Actinopteri; Labriformes; Labridae.